Molecule: messenger RNA, 5517 nt
Organism: Ixodes scapularis (black-legged tick)
Lineage: Eukaryota; Metazoa; Arthropoda; Arachnida; Ixodida; Ixodidae
Product: solute carrier family 66 member 2
Exons: 6
Coding region: 254-1078 (274 amino acids)
Biological process (GO): phospholipid translocation; retrograde transport, endosome to Golgi
Cellular component (GO): trans-Golgi network; endosome
Source: RefSeq, a predicted model, not a curated record
GCCUUUCUUGAAAGCCGUCAACCGUCAACUCUGGCGUGAAUCCCGUGUUGUUCCCCACAGCAGCAGCGGCAGCAACAGCAGCCAGCAGUGCCAGCAGUCCGCAGAAUCACGACGUCCUCAACACAGUGGUCCCGACGUUUUCCUUCGGGAAGAUCUUCGUGCCAACGUAUGGAACGUGGUUUGAUGCGGUUGUGGGGAUCUCCGAUCAAGUCGAGGCUAGGCCAGUGGGCGUCCCCGGCCUGACGCUCGAGAGAUGUCCACCUGGCUGGAGCUGGCAGAGGAGGGUGCGGUGAGCCCCGCCCAGCUAGUGUCGUGGGGGGCGUCCACGGCCAUCAUAUUCGGCGGGGUGGUGCCCUACGUCCCGCAAUACCGGGAGAUCCGGCGGACCAACAAUGCCGAAGGCUUCUCGCCCUUCGUGUGCCUGGCGCUGCUCGUUGCCAACACUCUCCGGAUCCUGUUCUGGUUCGGCCACCCGUUUGAGCUGCCCCUGCUGGCCCAGAGCCUAGUGAUGACUGCCUGCAUGCUGGCCAUGCUGAGGCUGUGCGUGCACACCCGCAGCCAGAGCCUCGUCCUGCCGCAGCCCAGCCACACCUUCACAGGCGGGCGCCCGUUUCUAACCCUGGUUGUACCUGCGGGUGGCUCAGAUGGCGUCUCCUGCCAGAGGUCUCCUCUCCCGACGGGAACCCUGUGGGAGCACCCCUGGCGGCAGUUCUGGGCCUGGACGGACUUCCUGAGCUACCUGGAGUUCAUGGCCAGCUUUGCCCUGUGCACGGGGGCCCUUCUGUACCUGUUCCUGGACUGCGCCCCUCUGGUGGAGGCCCUGGGCUUCCUGGCCCUGCUCACCGAGGCCCUGCUGGGGCUGCCCCAGUUCUGGAGGAACCUGCGCAACCGCUCCACACGGGGCAUGAGCAACCAGAUGGUGCUCCUGUGGACCCUGGGGGACGUGUUCAAGACGGUCUACUUCGUGGUGCGCUCCGCCCCGACACAGUUCUGGGUGUGCGGCGGCCUCCAGGUGGCGCUGGACGUCGCCAUCCUGCUGCAGGUCGUCUGGUACUGGCGCAAGUGCAGCACCAGCUGACCCGGCACCCCGGCGGGGCAAGGGGCAGGGCCACCCUUUCUCUCCUGUGUCGCCGGCAACUGAGCCCGGGGACCCGCUCUGCGUCGUCGUCCGGUUGCCGCACGUUUGCACUCGACCGGAAGCGUCGGAACCACCCUGGGCCGCUUACGACGAGAGGACACGGUGUCAUGCCGGGGCCAUCUAUUGAGCAGCCCUUGAAACUCUUAGAUUUGCAUCUAACCGUAGUCGCCGACAUAGCGAGUACGGUGGAGUGGCUCUUUAGAAUGCCUCCAGCAAGCGCACGCUACCCUCCGCAGCACUUUGGCCGCGCAUGCGCGCUGGAGGCUUGCAAGAAUCGGCAGCAUCGUCGAAGGUAGGAAGCAUGCGCCGGAGGUGGGAUUAUCGAAGGACCUCCUCGCCAUUCUCGUUUUGUCAGUGAAUGUAGGCUCGAUUCAUUUACUUGCACCCGCUGCACUGAUGCAGAAAAGUGUGGAGCAAUGUACUUUCGGUUGUAUUGUGGUAUAGACCGCACUUAUAAAUCAAACACAGUGGUGCACACCGAGCGUAGCCACUGCAGGUUAAUACGGAUGCAUAAAGGAAUACCGUUGAACCCUUCACACCAGGUGGCGGCGCGCACCACCUAGCCGUACGACGUAGCAGCGGGCGCUAUCUAUCAAGCAGCCCCGGGACACUUGCAACCUGCGUGUAACUUACUAGGCGGCAACCUGCCCCUGACCGGAGGCCUGUCCCGGCUUCCAUCGUUCCUUUCGCCCCAAAAUAAAUGGCAACAACGUUCCGUGGCACAUUUGCAGGACAAAAUCAACGCACCAUCUGCGAGAAACGGUCGCUCGUAGCGUCGUCCGAGUUACUCGGAGCCCAUGGCGAAAUGACGACGCAUGAAAGAUUGGAAAAUGAAUGUGUGGACUGGUGCCAUCCUUGGGCUGCAUGAUAAACGGCGCCGGCACAUCAUAUCGGUCGCAAGUGGGCUCUACGCACUAAGGGUCGCUCAAACGUGAACUCUUGAGCCAACCCCGAGCCACGGACGAACGAAACUCGCAAACGCGUCUGCGAUCGCACCGAACGGCUCCGCUGCAUUGCCCAGCCGCUUGUGUUUGCCACUGCAUGCUCACGCGAUUGGCGAAGUUUUGUUCUCGUACGCUUACCUCGGAGCCAGCAGAAUUACUAUAGUUGGGACGCUAUUUUCUAGGGAGCACCGUCUUAGUGCAUCGGGAAAUUAUGAGAGAAAGAUUUCUCCAAUCGCGCUAAGCUGCAACGAACUAACAAAGCUUUUUUUUUUUUUUUGCGAGAACUGUGUGGUUGUUACGUCGACGUGCGCUAUAUGGUCAUCCUCGAUCGAUGCCAGUGAUAAUGCAGCGUAGAAGCCGACUACUGCCCUGGAAUGUCUGCCGCAUGCUUUGUGCCUAGUCCUCCCAGCGCAGACAGAGACCCCCUGGUCCAUAGUGUGGGCGCCAAGGCAGACAAAUGAGCGAUAAAGCACCGCCGAGCUGGCGAGCAAUGUCCACAGUGAACCCGGGACAAAAGAAACGGAAAGAAAGACACUGAAAAUUGCUCAUAUACUGCGGUAGUUUCCAACUUUGUAAAGCGAGGAUAAUCGCAAAACAUACCCGCAAAUGUGGUACCUAUAUGUGCUUGCCAUGUGAGCUGAUUUACACUGAACUCUGCCUUCCCCCCCGCCACCAGGACAGAAACAGAUACACACUGACAAAAAGGAACCUCGCAAAACAGUAUCUGUUGCCGUGGCGGUCGCCAUCUUGGCCCUUCCAAUAAUUCAAAGCUUCGAGGUGGUCAUUCUGAACCAGCCAUGCCUAGAUCUGGAUGACGUGUAAUUGUACUGAAAGUGUUCAUGGCCACAUCUCAGCAUCUUUUGCACCAUAUAUGCAAUCAACUUAGGUUAUCUCCACCUAUCCUUUAAAGCGAUAUUGUCCUUCGUGCAUAUUUUAUGAGGGUGGAAUAAUUUUUAAAUGCUGCUGAGCACCGCCAUUGCGCUUUGUGGCGGCACAAUGCUGUGCACUUGUUCCGUGGCCACCGAGGAUCAAAACGUAAAAAAGAGUUAGGGUUACUAGAGAUGAUUACACAAUGACCGGAGACUCGACAACUCAGUUGAUUUCAGACCUAAAUAAAUAUCGAAUCGCAACAAAUGUCUUCAUGAAGUGACCUGAUGCCGCAAUUUUGGAUUGGCUCACCAAAACUAGAGUUGUUGAGCAGAAUUAGCUAAUUCCAUGGAUCAAAACGGCGACCAUAACUUGGCACUACUUUCUCAGGAUGUAGCGACUUUAGAGUGAAACCUGUUUAGAACUAACCCACGUACAGCGAAUUAUUGUCGAUAUCGAACUCACGGAAAAUUUAAAUAAAAAUGCAUGUAAAAUGUACUUUUUAUAACGAACAACAUAUUGGCUAUAUCAAACAUUUUACCUACCGGGAAGACUUCCAAAAACCCCAAAACAAUCGUCUUCUAGCCUAGGCCCUCCCCCCCCCCCCCUUUCCCCCCCCCCCCCCCCCAAAAAAAAAAAAGUAGGAAAGAAAGAAAAGUUUAUAAGCUAACCGCGAACAAAAUUGAGCGAAGAGAAGCGAUUUAGAAGGGGAGAAAGCUCUAGAAACACCAUCCCAAAGCAGUUGUUCACGAAGAAAAGCGAUUCAAAAGUGGAUAUAAGCUAAAAAAACAAACUCUGCUUGCAUUAAAAAAAAAAAAAAAUCAAAUUUUCCAGCAUUUUGUUACAAGGCGGAAGCGAAGAGAUGAGAAAGAAAAAGAACCUAUCGCCUUACAGCAAACGCAUCGUAGAAGUUCGUUGUUAAUGGUUUUUGCUAUAUCGAACUACUUGCUAUAUUGAACUGAUCGUAGUGUUUCCUGCUGUUCGUUAUAAACGGGUUUGACUGUAAUUUACCCCAGGGUGCCUUCAUGCAGGCCUUGCUUAGGGCGGUGCCAACUGCCCGUUCCUUUCUCCCACCACCAUCUUGUUUUUUGGAUAUUUUCGCGAGGCCAUUAGCAACAUUGAGUUCGUGCCAGCCUGUAAGCUCUGGCAACGCUACGCGGCUACUAUGGUUUCCAUAGAAUCGACCGAUUUCAGGCAGUUCAGUGGGUACAGUUGUGUUCAUUUCAAUGCUUCAUACUUUCAUUACUCUGCUACCUCAUAUGUUUAUGUUGAAAGCUAGAGGUAAUCAUAGCUUCUAGCAUAACGCAAGUAAUAUUAACUAUACUUUGAAUUUUUAUUUAGCUGUCAUUUGUGUUUUGGCCAUUCAUCUUGCAAGCUAUGAGAAUCAAAGUGAGCAAAUGCUUUAAAAAUAUUGUGUCUUUAAUGACAAACACAUAACCUAACAUUACCUACUUGCAUGGCUACAGUGGUCGGCUACGUGCCCGUGUGACUGGCGACCCACAAUCUUUUGACAAGGUUAUCAAUGCCAUUGCCUGGCACUUUUGGGUACUCUGGCCAUGAAACAUCAUGGCCAACGAAAAUAGAGAAAUACCCACGGCUGGUAUCAAGAAAGGUCUGUCCUAAACAAAGUGCACGUGAAGGCACACUAAUUUACCCGUCUCAAAAUCUUGCUCCUGUAAAAUAUUCUAAAGGUAGUACUUCUUAGAAUUAAUGACGACAUUAAGCCUGCAGUAACAUUGUUGCUUAUGGUACUUGCAAUGGCUCGUGCUUGCCAUGUUUUACGUUUUCUUCUCUCGGGUUAAUUGUGAACGUUUCUCACUUCCUUUUCAUGGGUGCCUACCUGGUUGUGAUUUAUUGUAGUUUAUGUGGGGGAGAUGGGUUUCAAAGAGAAGUUGGGAAGAGAUAUUUUUUAAACACGUUUGUAGAUUCCAUUACAGUCAAUGGACACCUGUUGACAGCAGACUGAGAUGAGAGGGGAAGUUUGGUGCUCUAUCAAGGUCCCUUAUUUUAGAGCCCCUCUUUUUUUGGACAGGCUUGUGCUUUGCAUAAUUUUUCCGGAGGAGUUGCUCAGGCACUCUGCUUACCGAACUUGAAAUAGUGAAACUGAGCUUUAGAUAUGGCAGCAGAUCACCAAAGAACCAGAUGCGUGUUUGCCACGCAUUCUAGUUAGGCUCGAAAUAACCUAGGGACAAUAUCGAGGUAGGUAGACCACGCGCAAGAGUCUUGAGGUGCUCGGAGGCCUGUUCCCACGUACAGUGCGGUGCUGGUUCAUUGCUCGAUGCACUGCCGAUUUAACUCCGACAAAGCAGGUUUUGAAUUGGUUGAGAAGGAAACCUCGGCCAUGGGGGGAUGAAAUGAAGCACUCCUGUAAGCUUGUUCCGUUCCAGGCAAGCAAAAAGGGAAAUGCACCUUCGGACCAGAGCACUAAGCCCACAUGUCCCCCCGCACGUCGUCUGGUUAGUGAAGCGAGCUUGAUCAAGCACGCGGCCGGCAGUCUUCAUUGGUUGCCAAGGGACCCCUCCCCGUCUGGGCAUCGACGCAACAAUACAGUGCAGAAGCCCACAGACU